GGGCUCUACACAUCGCCUUAUCGGACCUUGACGGGCGGAAUAAAAUCAACCAUUUCCUUCUAGAAAAUAAUGAUGAGGACAGAAUCUCACCUCUUGCCAUCGACAUCAUCAACUUUUACAUCAAAAUAAGUACGAUAGAGCCCAGAGAAAUGUCGUGGUACCCGAAAAACGUGUAUCCGGAAGGCUCGGGAAUUGACUCAAAGACAAUCGAGAAUAUCGUCGUCCAGGACAUUAUCAAGAACGAUUUGACCCGAAGCGAGCAGCUUGAUCUCGCAACAGCUCUAACAGUUAUGCUUGUGGCGGAGGCAGCUGAGGAAACCACAACAAGUUAUGAAUAUGAUGAAGAGGGUGAAGAGAAUGAGAGAAUAAAUGAAGAGGAAGAAGAAGACGACGAAGAGGGGGAGGAGGAAGAGGAAGAUGAGGAGUAUGGAGAUGUUUAUGAUUCAACGGAGGACGGCUUAUAUGAUGCAUUUGACGACGUGAGCUCAUAUGGUUCUCUGCGCUUUCUUGUCCUCGACAUGCCAGUUGAGAAUGCGGAACCAGAGCCCAUCACCAGGAAGCGAGCUUUGUCACACGAAGAAACGCCAUGCCCUCCCUCAAGGAACCCGGCCAAACGACAGAAGAUAGAUACAUCCGGAGUAUCAGAACCCGCCAAACCACAAGCUUCAGAAACGAAGGAUCCGGUGGCGUCUCCUUCAGCCCGACCUGAGUGGCAACAAUACGGCGGAAAGGAAAUACCCAAAUCACUCAUCCCUAGAAUCGUCCGGUCAGCUCUCCUAGGCACUCCUCUGCACGCACUUCAUCCCGAGGCACAAUCGUUUCUCAUGGCAAUCAAUUUCGACCUCCCUGGCUCCAAGGAACUGGCAUGCGCCGUCAUCGACAUGGGCCUCAGAUUCUCCAAGACAGCCACGAGGAGUGAGUACAGCAUUGUAUUCAAGGAACUGGUCGAAAGCCAAGGCCGGAUCAUGGUGUACAACAGUGCUCAUAACAACUUCGAGCAGCAGCAUAUGCUUUUCUGGAACAAGGUCAAGAAACAUACCGGCAAGCCUGUUCCUCCUGAGCGAUUAGUGGAGCAUCAGGCGAGAAAAAGGAGACAAAUAGCUGAGAUGUACGCCAGAAAUAGGGCCAGACAUGCAGAGGAAAACGCGAAGAAAUUAGCUCUUCAAAAGAAGUUGAAAGAGCAAUUUGCUAAGAAGAUGAGCGAAGGGGAGGCCAAGAAGCUACCUCUGGAUGAGAGAGUUAAGAAGUGGCUGAAAGAGAUUGUCCCGGUUCAGAAGAAAUAGCACGAUAUGGCAUGGCAUGAUAUGGAUAGCAAGAGAUGGGAACUUCAGCCUUCAGUGGAAUGGGUUGCAUCAUGGCAUUUAUGAAUACAAGAUCGAGAUACCCCCUUUACAUAAUAGGAAACGGCAUAGUUGUAUGUAUUAUGGAUUAACUUAGCAUAAGCCACAUGAUAUUCUUUAAGCCUUGACGCCACGCAGAUGCAGCUUAAACGGUCCGUCGAGCUGCA
Molecule: messenger RNA, 1507 nt
Organism: Fusarium odoratissimum NRRL 54006
Lineage: Eukaryota; Fungi; Ascomycota; Sordariomycetes; Hypocreales; Nectriaceae
Exons: 2
Coding region: 150-1283 (377 amino acids)
Source: RefSeq, a predicted model, not a curated record